Messenger RNA from Microsporum canis CBS 113480, 1821 nucleotides. Its product is annotated as serine/threonine-protein kinase psk1. Lineage: Eukaryota; Fungi; Ascomycota; Eurotiomycetes; Onygenales; Arthrodermataceae. Gene Ontology annotation, biological process: protein phosphorylation. The record is from RefSeq and is a predicted model, not a curated record. Gene Ontology annotation, molecular function: protein serine/threonine kinase activity; ATP binding. The coding region runs from base 1 to 1821 and encodes 606 amino acids. The transcript has a single exon.
AUGGCGAGACAACUUCUGGAGAGCGACCUGCUGUCUCUUCAUCGUGUGGAGAACAAUGUUUCACCGCGAUGGCAACCCCAGGAGGAUUUUGUCGUCUCUGACGUCUUUACGCCACAAACACCUGAACCGGAAGAAGUUGACGAAGCGGACCUUGCCCAGUCCUGGAAAACCGUGGUCAGUGAGCAACCAGGCGCCACAAGCAGUUUCCGUAUGGUCCCAGGUGAUGUGAGCCCCAUGAGACCAAAUCCUAACCACGGGGGCGUGAACCCGGCAAAGAAAAAGAAGACCAAAAGGAAGAAGCUGCCAAAGUCUGUAAAUAGCACGGUUCCUGUUGUCGAAGCCCCUCAGCCUGGCUCCGAGACCCCACCUGUUUAUUUCAAGGAUGGGCUUCCCUCCAUCUCCCCGCGUCUUCGUCCUGUUGGUGGGUUUAAAAGCACUUUUGAAUCCAGGCCUCCUUCGUCUAAUGGCAUUAGCGCACUGAGUGCUCAGUUGGACGCACUCAACGUUGGGUCUAGCCGACCAUCAGGUUCCGACGUUAGCAAGAAGGGGUCAGAAACGUCAAGCUGUGGCAGUGUCAUCUCCGAAAGUGACCAGACUGAGAUAUUGACAACGUAUGAGGUCCCUCUAGGAGAUGAUUUUGUCGGCUUGGACCUCAACAAUGAAGGACCCAAACCCGCGGAUGAAGAGAAGAAGACCAUACUUAACAGGAAGAUGACCGCGGCUGAUUUUGACUCUUUGACGUGUCUUGGAAAAGGAACAUUUGGCACCGUCCUGUUAGUCAAACAAAAGGCCAAUGGAGCCUUGUAUGCGCAAAAACAGUUCCGUAAGGCUUCGCUCACUGUGCACAAGAGGCUGGUGGAACAGACCAAGACAGAAAGGGCCAUCCUAGAAAGCGUUAAUCGGCACCCGUUUGUUGUCAAGCUAUUCUAUGCAUUCCAGGACCAUGAGAAGCUGUAUUUAAUCCUUGAAUAUGCCCAGGGGGGCGAACUUUUCACCCAUCUCGCGAUCGAGCGUAUGUUUUCCGAAGAAACGGCUUCUUUCUACAUGGCAGAAAUGGUCCUUGCUCUGGAACAUCUGCAUUGCAAUGUUGGCGUCAUCUAUCGUGACUUGAAACCCGAGAACUGCCUGUUGGAUGCAGAUGGUCAUCUCCUCCUCACCGAUUUUGGCCUUAGCAAGGUUGCUGUCGAUGAUGAUGAACGGUGCGAUUCCUCCCUCGGAACCAUAGAAUAUAUGGCACCAGAAGUAAUUCUGGGUAAGCCUUACGGUAAAGCUUGCGAUUGGUGGUCAUUGGGUGCCUUAGGGUUUGACCUCCUCACCGGCUCACCGCCCUUCAAGGGCAACAAUCACGCCAAAAUCAUGGAAAAGAUCCUGAAGCAGAAGCUUGCGCUUCCAUAUUUUCUUGGCCCUGAUGCAAAAGAUCUCCUCACACGCUUACUUCGUAAAGAGCCACACAAACGUCUAGGAUACCAUACAUCCAAGGACAUACGCACCAUCAAAUCCCAUCGAUUCUUCCGAAAAAUCGACUGGAAGGCCUUGGAAAAGCGUGAAAUGGAGCCUCCGAUCAAGCCCGUGGUAACGGAUCCUGCUCUUGCCGAGAACUUCUCUCACGAUUUUACCUCGUUACCCCUCAGCCCUGUUGUAACGACUAAGCCUGGGCCGUUUGCAAACACCGGGGACGACAUGGAUGUUGAUAACGAGGGUAUUGUUGAGAGUCAUAUGGGAGAUGUUCAUUCUCCUGAGAAUCCUUUUGGCGGAUUCAGCUUUGUAGCACCAAGUAGCCUUCUCGAGAGCGGCCUUGCUCUUGGAAAUAUGAAGUGGUAG